AUGUCCUCUAGAGCUCUAAGGAAAUUAAAAGGUGGGUACUGUACAGUUUUAAGUAAUUUACACUUUCAAGUAUUUAAUGACGUGUUUUUGAAGUUUUGAAUGCGUAUAAAUGACUAUUUUUAGCAUGUUUUUGAUGGUGUUUAUAUAUGGACAUAUGGUGUAAUUGUCUUGGUGGCUUUAAAUGUUACAGGAGAUCAGAUAGAUAGUUAGACACUUCUAGAGCAAGAAAAUUAAACCAGAUCUCUCAAUUCUAUUUUAUAUUUGUCAUCAAACACAAGUCCAUCACAUAAAAUGAAAAUAAUUAAGUUGAAUUAACAUGGUUAUUUUCUUACUGUAGAGGCCCUGUUAGGGUGAGUAUGCAUGUCGUUCAUCUAAUUUUCAAAACAAUGUACUGUCGCCACUUGAAAACAUUGCUAUGUCGCUUUUGGAAUUUCGGUAUUGUUUUCAUUCUCUGUACAAUUUAGACAGAGUUUGUGUCCAGUGUCGUUAUUUCAUUGUUUAUAUGUUGCCAUUUUAAAGCAAUGUCACCUGUCAGAAUUUACCCUAACUUGGCCUCACUGUACGAUAGUGUUGGGUGAAACACACCUCGCAAGCAAGGGCCUCCACACCCGCGGUGGUACGGAGGCCCUUGCUUGCGAGGUCCGAGUCUAUUACUUGGGUACAGCUUGGUAAAGUGAAAAUAUUCUUCAAAGGUCAAGAUGAGCUGGAAGUUGCUGCAGAAGAUUUAGAAGAGGAUGAUUUAUUAGUGAGUUCACAAAAAUCUCGUAGAAAGAACAAGAACUCGUCUGAGAGAAGCAAUGCAUUUGAUGUGGUAGGUUGCUAAUCAGUUAUACUGUAGGCCUUUUGAACCCCAGAAAGACACCUCAAUAAGAUUUGCCUAGGAAAAUGCAUUGGUGAGCAAGCCUAUUAUAUAUAGGGUAACAGUGGGGCCCAGGUACAUGUAUUUUUUUGCUAACCCUGUACUAGCCCUAUAACCUUGACAUUAAAUCUAAUGCUAACUCUAGCCUCUGCCCUAGCCUUAAUCUUAUAGUAAUCUUAAUAUAUGAAUCUCAGAGUGGCUAAUCAAUAUGAGGAUUAUGAGCCAUGAGCCUGAGAGUGGCUUGGUACAAAUUUCCGAAAUAUCAACAAUUCUCACACCAGAAUUGGUGCAGAAUUGGUCAAUUAUGUUCCUUCAAAUGUUUUGCAUUUUUUUAAAAAUGUUCUUGAAUGUUCUCAGAUAUCUUAUUGAAGACUGUUCAAAUGAACUCUGCAGUCUGAUUCUUAUAUAAUAAUCAAGAUUGAUGUUUCAUGUAGUUGCUAAAUGGUGAUGAGGAUUGUGUAGUUGAUGAAUUAUCUGAAGAUGACGAAACUGAUGGUAAACCUGUCAACAAUGAUGAAAAGGAAAACCAGAGUAGCGGAAUAAACAAUAAACCAGCACCUAGGAGUAAAAAGAAAGCCAAGAAAAAGAAGAAAAAAGGAAAAACAAUUGAUGAUUCAAAUGUUCAAAAAGAUGUGAGUCAUCAAUAAAAAUAAGUUGAUAUGAAAAUCUUAGUCAGACAAAUAAUUGUGAGACUAAGGGGCUGGUUAUAUGAACGUCGGGCUGACCCUGGUAAGCAGGAUGAUUUCCUCUUGUGUUUAUAUGAGAAAAUUUCAUCCUGCUUGCUGGGACAAUUUUGUCGUUUUGACAAAAUUCUAAAGUGCCAUCUUCAGUUAGAUUUUUGCUUGUCUGAACAGGAGGAGAUAUUUUCAUGUCAAUUUAAAUAAUGUUUCAAAUGUUUAAGGAAGAUGAGGAUUUUCUAUCAUGGCAAUCUGAGGUUCCAUCAAAUCUUACAGGUUAGAAGUAAAGCCAAGUGUGUGAUUAUGGUUUUCCCCAAAUACUGCGAUUAACUUCCCAAAACAUCUCCAAUAUACCCCCUACAGUGCCACCAGAAGUCUCCCCCCUUCUCCAAAUACCCUGCAAAAUAUUGUCCAAAACCAAAAUAUUGUCCUCCCAAAAAUAUUCUGUAAAACCCCAGAGAAUUCCCUGUAAUGCCCCCCCUGACUAACCCAGACAACCCUCACCCCUGUAAAAUUAAAAGUCUCCUUGAACAAUCCUCAAAAUGCAAGAAUAUAUCUCCCAUCUUUGUCCAACCCCCCCCAAUUUCAUUCUCUAAUUUUACUCUCUGCUAUGUCCCCAUUUUAACAGGAGCAACGUCUGUCAAUCACGAUGGAAUGAACACGAAACCAUUGCUAAUGAUUGAACACAGGUAAAGAUUUCUUGAUUCAGUAUGGAAAACAUUUAAAAAGCAGAAAGUUUCACCAGCACGUUUUUUGCAUAAUGUGAUUUGUGUCCGUUACAGGAAUCUAAAUGCUGAAAAUGAAUUAUGUCGAAAAUUUGGUUCGCGAAUUGUACGAGGCGAUAGAGGGUUAGUGUGCUUAAACUCAGCCAUUUAUAAUAAAGACCUUUGAUUUAAAUACACUGUUGUUUGAAUGUCUUGAUCUAAACAAUGAACUUUAAUUAAUGGAGAUUAAUUUAUGUUUGAUCAGAUAACAGCUAGAUUUGUUCAGAGUCAGGAAAUCUUGCGAGCUUCGCAAUUUUAAGCACUUUAUUGUAUAUACAGCUUUUGAACUGUGGUAUUUUUAUUUUGAACAGACGACAAAAUCAUCGCAGAACCCAACGUGCAACGUGGUAAAUAUCCUUUCUUUUAACCUGACUUUCCAUUUCCCAUUUCUAUAAACUGUGAUUAUUUCAAGGAUUAGGCAACGCGUUAGGUAUUAGAAUUACGGUUAGGAAUGGAUUAGAGGAAAAAAGAUUAGAUUUUAGAGAUAGGAAAAAAGUUAGAGAAAAGGUAACUGAUUUCAUAAGGAGACUAUAUUUUUUACGAAGUUGCUAACAUUAUGGAAAUUGACUUGUCUAUAGGUUAAUAAACCCUCGUGACAACUGGCCUAAAGUUGGAAAAUCAGGAAUUCAGAUGAAAUUAUUGCGCAUUAAAGAUGGGUGAGUAUAUAUAGUGUCAAGACUGAAUGUAGCGAGUCCCUUGAUUAUUAUGAGGUAAUCUUACCCCGGUUUUCCACUAGCGAAUUUUCUCGCGCGAAGCGACCUUUUUCCUUUGUCGGUAUCACUUGUUACGUCAGCAAGACGUGGCAAAAUGGAUGCUGACAAAGGAGAAAGGUCGCUUCUCGCGAAAAAAUUCGCUAGUGGAAAACCGGCUUUACACCACAACAGAUCAUUAUGAUCUGAAGACAAUGAUACGAUGUUGACUGUUUUUAAUAUACGUUGGUCCAUUUCCACUCAAGAAAAUUUUCCGCGGAAAGAAAAGUUUGUAAAAUGUGAUUGGCUGACACGAAUUUUUCGCCCCCAAAAAAUUUUGAAGUUCAACUUUUAACACUGAUAUUUUCGGAAAAUUUUCUGUCUGUGGAAAAUUUUCUCGAGUGAAAAUGGCCAUUAAGUUUUAGAAAUACUCUUAUAAAAUCAACCCUCCAAAUUAAGAUAAUCUUUUUUAUAUAGUUUGUUGUCGAAUGUUGGAAUGUUGCAAGAUUUUCUGUUUGUUUGUUUUUAGGUAUUCAUACUUUGCGUUCGAGCACACCCCGUCUUAUCAAACUAUUCAGUUUAAGUUCUUGGAUGCUGUGGAAUCUAUGGACCCAAACAAUAUUUCGGUAAGAAUAAUUCAGUACAGUACCUUUCUUGGUUUGUGUCUGAACUAUCUAAAACACUAUAUAUAUAUGUAAGUGUAACUGCUUUUUAUUUCGCCAUAUUUAGGGAAUCCUCAGUGUGUAUGGUUAUCACAUCGACUCGCUACUGCAGUUAAGUGAAGUUUGUAAGAUGGCCGAAGAUCAUCAAAUGGCAGCCGAACUUGUGGGUAGGUUUUGAUUAUCGAACUUUUGCAGAUCUGUUUCAGGUUGGGCAAUAGAUUAUGAAAAACUUCACAAAUGCUGAAAAUUACAGGAAACUAAACUACAUCGAUCUAUUUCUAUAUAGUUGCUUCGAAAUGAAAAUAACGAUGAAAAUAAUUAACAUAACGCUUAACCCCUAUCACCUGAGACCAGUUGUUCGAAGCUGAAUCAGCGCUAAUCCUGGGUUAAAAUUUAACCUGCUGUUUUAGUUUAUAUAUUUCUGGGCGUCUGUUUAUUUCAAAACUUCAGAGAAGAAAACUCUACUGAUCCAGACAGGAAAUAUUUCCAAAUUUAUAGAAAUAAAUGAACUGUUGCAUGGGAAACUUGUAUGUAUCACCCAUGCAUUAUUUUAUUUUGUAGAGCGAGCACUGUACUGUUUUGAAUGUAGUUUUCAUCCGUUGUUUAAUGUGACGCAAGGAAAAUCAAGAAUGGAAUAUAAAAAUGCUGAAAACAGGUACCCUUUAUACUGUACUUCACGUAUUUAACUCAGUUACUUAAUAUUAAUAAAUAUUACUUUGUGUCACUUUUUUAGACCAUUUUUCUUGGCGUUAUUUCACCAUCUAAAGUUCGUUGGUCAAAAAGGUAAAAUUGUAUUCUCACCUUAGAGUCGUCCAAAACUAUAGUUAGUUGAAAAUAUAUGGGUAAUGGGUAGAAAUGUUUGGAUGAAAUUUAUUGCACUUGAAGCUGAAAACGGUAUAGCAACUAUGUUUAAAUUGCUGUAGUAAUAUUGUGUCAACGUAUAUAUUUUCUGUUAUUCAGGGUGCUACAGAACUGCGCUUGAGUUAUGCAAACUGUUGUUAAGGUAUUGUUGACCAAUUUUCGACCAAGUCCUUUCUCCUUUCUUCUGAAGAAUAAAAGAAACAAUUUCCUGUGUUUCUAAUUUUGUUCAUUGGUGUUCGUUCCCAGUCUCUCUCCAGACGAAGACCCUCUCUGUGUGCUCUUGAUGAUGGAUUUCUACGCAUUGCAUUCUGGGGAAUAUGAUUUUCUUAUCAGACUUUACGAUGAGUGGGAGGUACGGAGAUGCUUGUGGAUGUUUUUAAAAUUAUUUUUUGUACACGGGUUAGGGUGUUGGUUGCACAGAUAUUGGAACAAACGAGGGAUGACCCUUAAUUAAUAGAUAGUUCUAUCAAUAUAAAUAAAGUUUAGUUUAGUUUAGGUUUCCUCCUGUAGUAACACUGGUUCAAUAAGAGAUGAUCCUUACUGGACCUCUAGGGAGAACAGUUUAGAACUGAUAUAGCUAUCCAGUAUAAAUAAAGUUAGUUUAGUUUAGGUUUCCUCCUGUAGUAACACUGGAUCAAUGAGAGAUGAUCCUUACUGGACCUCUAGGAAGAACAGUUUAGAACUGGUAGAGCUAUUAACAUUUCUUUCAUUUCACAGGCUCACAAGAACUUAUCCCAACUUCCUAAUUUUGCAUUCUCCAUUGCCUUGGCUCAUUUUCAUCGCUCAAAAGUUAACAAUUGUGUGGCAACGGCUGACGAGCUGGUACGAGUAUAUACGAAGUUUGUAUGGAUGUAAAUAUUACCAUUAUUAACUAUAAUACAUAUAUGUUUUUAUUUUACAGAUACAGAAAGCUUUGAUCAAUUUUCCUUCGGUAAGCUUUAGAGCUCGUGAGUUUUUAAGAGAAACGGUUAGGGUCAAUAUUCCACACUGUCCACCUCAAUUUCAUUACAGUCGUGAUCGUAUUUUCUUGCAUGUUUUAGGCGCUGAUGGCUCUGUUGGAUAAAUGUGCCAUUGCUCUUGAUGCGGCCAUGAUGAAUCAUCCUUUCUUUGGAAUAGCUUCACAUGCAAGGUUAGGAAAUAUCAUUAUAUGGUGCGGACGUUCAAUAGUUCUUCGUUGACAUUUUAAUUUUUGGUUUCUAGCGAAUCGAUUGGUUUGAAACAACUGAUUGCUUUAUUUGUUGGAAGAACAUUUUCUGAGUGGAAAGACCCAGAGGUAGGAAAUUAAUUCAGUCAAUAGCGGACGAAAAGUGUGAGGGGGGGGGGUGCAGAUUUAGGUUGCCUACAUAAUCAACAUAUUCUGUCCCUUUUGUUGUUGCAAAUUUCAGUUCUCGUCUCGAAAGGAUAUAAGGCUUUCUUGGUGGCAAAGAUCUUGUUACAACAUAGUUACUUAGUCUAUUUGCUAUCUUUCAGAGGCUUUACAAUAUUGAUGGGUGUAUUGCCUCCUUAGUGUCCGCCAUUGUCAGGUUAAUAUGUACAAAUUGUUUAUUUUUAAACCAAGCAAUUAUUGUCGCAGGUUGUUGAUUGGUUAGCGAGAAACGUGAGAAUAGUUUUGACAAAGGUGGAUAAAAAAGAUCCGUAUGCAAAUGAAUGUGAAGAAAAGUAAGUAAAAAAAUCUUUGAUAUUUCUUUUCUCUCAUGUCCUGGUCAAACGAGAACAAGACUUGCAAGAGAGUGGACUGGAUAUUACCACGCGCGAAAACGCUCAUCAACUCUCAUCAAAAUUUGAACCAGCACAAAGUCAUUGAGAGUUGAUGAGAGUUGUUUCACCGAGGCUUAACAGAAUCCUCAACAAUAAAUUUUUUUGCAGACGUAAAGUUCGUUAUCAAGGAACGCCAAGAAAUAUAUACAGACAUAUUAUUUUAUCAGGUAAUCUCUCUUUCCCGCGCUGUUUGCACAAACUGCUGUAUAUGCACUCUCAUGGUGUAAUAACUCAAGAUUUUUAGUUGUACCUGACUGGUACUCCACUGACUUUAAAUCAAACCUCGCUCACAGAGCUGAAAAGCACGUUGCUACUCAUGACUUUAGUUAAUUCAGGGUUCGUACAAAACUCGAAAGUCCUUGAAUGUCCUUGAAUUUGAAAACAAAAUUUCAAGGUCUUGAAUAUCCUUGAAUUUGUAAAGAAGUACUUGAAAGUCCUUAAAUUUUUCUUGCCUUAGUUUUUGGAUAUUUUCUGAAAUUGUUUGACAUUCAAAACGGUCAUUUUGUUGAAUUGAUUUUGCAUGUCCAUAUCUGACAAAGCUGUUUGAAACUCAUUAAAGUUGCGUUUUGAAUAAUUCAACGUCAGAUUGAAUUCUUCAAAACCUUUGAUUUCAACCCACCCAACAAAUUGAUUUCAACCCUUUAUCUUCAGUAUUUAGUCCUUGAAUUUGCUGAUACAUGGCCUUGGAUGUCCUUGAAAAGUCAUUGAAUUGGACUUUUCCUGACAUGUACUGUACGAACCCUGUUAAUUGUAUGAAUGUUUAUUGCAGAUAUAAAGGAAGCUUCUACGUCUUUACCUGUGGUACGUUUUUUAAAUUCGAAAGUGAAAGUGUAUUUUUCGCAUGCGACCCUCGGUUUGUUUGUACAUAUAUCAAAGUUGGUAUUGAAAUAUUGUUUCUCUUCAAAAAGGAAUUGACGAUCUCUCCAGUGAUGUCGUAUGACCCACUUCCUCCUGUGGACUCAGUUGCUGGUUACACAAGGCCUGAAAGGUGGGAUCAACAGCUUUCUUCUCUGGUUCAGUUGCUAAAUCUGGAUUUACUGGAUAGCUCUUUCAGUUCUAAACUCGUUGUAUCCGUCGGAGGUUGUAGCAAGCACAGUUUAAUCUGUUGUUUUCCUUACAGAACACGCAGAGGACCACAAGACACCAAUGCCAUGGCAGAAUUCUUAAGAUCUCUUUGGCCGUCCUAUUCUCUAACUGUAAGUAAACCAAAGUAAAUCUGUCACAAGUUGUUAUAUUAUACAUGCCUUAAGUUGUUGUGUAUAGUGUUAAAUCUUUUCCUUAUUUCUAGUAGUCGACGUUUUUUCUUGCUUCUAUGAAAGCCCCCCAUACGGUCAACAAGUUUUUCUUGACCAGUUUUGUUGCCUCGUGUUAAACAUUUAUCUCACGUCGAGAUCGCCUUUUGUUUGGCAAAACUAUAGAAGUAUUUCUUAAGCAAAUAAAACUUGUCUUGAAAAUGUGCCCGUCUGCUGAAACCGCACAAUUCUGAUUUCUUCCUAGCCCCCAGGCAAUGGGUUGGAGGACAUCGGUGACGAUCGUGUACACGCGGAGAUUCCAGGAGCAGAAGGAGACGCUAGUGGUAAUCUGACACGAGGUGUUGAACAUUUGAUGACUGCUAUGAGAGAAUUAUUGAACACGAUGACGUAUCGUGGGGAUCUCGAGGACGGUAGGAGUGAUGAGGAGGAAGGAUGGGAGUGAAUUGGGAUAAUGAGGGGAAACUGUAAAAAGAUUCGCGCCAUCCAUUUUGUGUUUUGCAUAUAGCCAUAAUACACAGUUGUACUUUGAGCAACUUUUUAGGUUCGGUGAUCACAGUAGGAAUUUUGCUUCGGUAAAUGGACCAUAUUAUGCAAAUGUAAUAUAAUAAAUUUUGAUCUUAGACAAAAAUUUCAUCACAGCUUGAAAGAGCAUCACAAAAUUAGUAAUAUUCCAAAGUUUCGUUGGGAAAUGUUGUAAAGUGCGGAUAAUAUAGCAUUGCGAAGUUUGCCGUUUUUCAGUCAUUUUGCAUUACGCGGGGGAAAUUGACAGCCCAAUACCCUUUGGGGCUGUCAAUUUCCCGUUUGUAAUACAAAAUGACUGAAGAACGGCAAACUUCGCAAUGCUAUAUUAUCCGCACUUUACAACAUUUCCCAACGAAACUUUGGAAUAUUACUAAUUUUGUGAUGCUCUUUCAAGCUGUGAUGAAAUUUUUAUCUAGACUUGUUUAGAUCAAAAUUUAGUCUAUAAUGCAAAUGGUCCAUUCUAAGUUUUGAAGGAUCUGUAAGAAAUGUUUGAAGGAACUUACUCACUUAGUUCCCUGAAACAUUUCUUUACAAAUCCUUCAAAAUUUAGAAUCUAUCCAUGCAAAAUUCCUACUGUGAUGACAGAAACUUUGAUAGUGUCAGCCAGGCUUUUGUAUAUUUAUAUCGCAUUCCAGUUCUAUUGUGGCUAUAUGAACAACGGAAAUGGAUGAUUGAACAUUUGAAUACUUUGGUAUGCAAAUGAUUCUGCAAUAUAUCCUCACGUAGAACGCCUCGGGUUUUAAGUACAGUACGAAAGAGUUACCUGGUGGGAUUUGUGUGAAAAUAAGUUUUUGCACCAGUGAUCUCUAUUUAUAACUGGAGUAAGAAAAUGAAAGAAAGGAUAAAGUAAAAAUAAUAAAGCAAUGCACAUUGCAAAUUGAACUACCGCAAGAAAUAUGCAAAGUCUGCUUUGCAUCGUAAAUAUUGACAUAGAAUAUGUGGAAUAGUCAUGUCUAUUCUGUGAUAUUGAUUAUGCGCAUAAAAGUGGACAUCCUUUUCCGGUCAAAUCAGUCUUGGAAAUUUCCGGUCAAAUUCUGGGAACGACAUGAUGUAACAAUAAAUAAACAGUAAAUAGAAGGUCUGAUACACUACAGAACAGACGAAGUGUAGCGAAACGAAAGUUGCAGGAAUUGUAGUAUUUUUUCCAUACAAGAUGUUUCUCUGAUUUCUGGAGGAUGUCUUACGUUCCGUUCAGAGGCUUUGGUAAGUUGCGUUAAUAUAUUUAACAGUUGAAUGACGGAAAUUUCAAACAGUUAAUAUAUGUGGCAAGCCGGCGCUUUCCUACACAUUUCUUGCUUAGGCAUUUCACAAUUUUACAGUUAUUUUAUAUCAAACAGCAUACAGCUGCCAUUGUUGAAAUAUUUACUACUAGAAGUAGAAUAAAAAGGGCCUAUUCUUCAAAAGUCGCUUAGCUUUAAUAAUCCUAGGUUAAUUUACGAAAAACUUCAAAGCAAUCUUUCCAACAAAGGCAACAGGUUAUUUUAUAUUAACAUGGAAAUAUUUUUUUUUACAAAUCUGUCUUAAUAUCAAUAGAACUUUUUGACAUAAGCGGAAAAUUGCUGGUGCAUCCAAAAUUAAAAGGUGGUUUAAAUUGUAAAGGCCCCAGAUGUUUACAAAACCUGCAAAGUGAAACUGAAGUAAUUUGUAAAAUGUAGGCGUGUGAGUUAUGUUUGCUUCCUGCUAGUUGACUUAGUUGAUACAAAAUAUUUGCAUUGCAUGGCGUCAUUGGCAUUUUGAAUGAAGAAGUACUGUAUUGGAUGUGAAAUAUUUUGCAUCUUGGAACAUUUGUCUUUUUGAAUCGACUUUAGAAUCGAUAAAGUACAGCUGUAAUGUUGUGGACGUUUAUACGUCAAUUUUAUCUUCAUAUUCCCAUAGACCACAGACACAAAAAUCUAUUCUGUGCCACAGAAUACCAAAUCGUUAAAAGUAGGUACAUUUGUGUACAAGUCCUAGCCAAAGUUUCCAGGUAAACUCUCUCAUAGGGAUAAGAUAAUAAAACGAAUAUUUGACCACAGGGAAGACAUUGGCAUUGCAAACAGGUACAUUAUUAUAAUGUAGUGUAUUUACUGUCGUUCCAAUUGAAGUGUUCCUCAAAUAUUGAUUCAAUACAUUACCUCGGGCUGACCAAUUCAUUUGAUCAAGUUCCUCGAAAUAUUCAUACACUUCCUAGUAUAAUUGUAAACUUCCUGUUGAAUAGUUUGAAUGCACUAAUCACCUUUGUUGUUUGUGAAACUAACCAAUCAUAAAUAGAAAGGAAGUGACCAGAAAUGAUCAAAUUCUUGGAAUUGGCACUUUCACAGGAAGUGUAUGAAUAUCUCGAGGAACUUGAUCAAAUGAAUUGGUCAGCCCGAGGUAAUGUAUUGAAUCAAUAUUUGAGGAACACUUCAAUUGGAACGACAGUAAAGGUUUGUAAUCCAGACAUUUUAUUAUUGUGCAAAUUAGCAUGGAUGUUCUCUGCAUGAUUAUAUAAAAUGUUUUCAACUUCCAUCUCAAAAAUCUAAACAUUUAACUUUACUUAAAUUAGUUUUAUAUUUAACGAAUAUAAAACAUUUUGUGUUGAUAUACAGUUAUAUCAACACAAGUGGAAAUUGGGAAAAUGAGAAAUUGUGUAGAAUUUCACACAAUUUCGAGUUUUCCCAAUUUCCACGAGUGUUGAUAUAACUGUAUAUCAAUACGGAAAAGUUUUAUAUUAUUUUUAAUAAUAUAGCACGGAGAAAUAUAAAGAAAGAAUUUUUCUGUGUUGACAUUGAGUUAUAUCAACACGACUUCUAGACAACCAGCGUUAAAAUUUACAAAUGCUAUAUUAUAAUAGUUUAUAAGCUAGUUUUUGUUGAAGAAACAUUUUUAUAUGCCUCCAUCUAUAUUCUCAGGGAAUAACAGGAGGGGCCGGGGCGGGGGCCAGAGACGCAAUGUCAACGAACAAGGCAGGAUAGGAAGUGGCCGGUUUGCUGGCAGUGAUGAACGAGGCGAUCGAAAUGAAGGCAGGCCAAGUUAUGGAGGAGCAUCUCGUGGAAAUGGUCGGAGCGAGCAAGGUAGAGCGAAGAAGGAAGAUGUCAAAAACUUUCAAAGUCCUGGUGGGGAUGAUAGAAGGAAAUCUCACAAACCAUCACCUCUACAUUUUCAAAAGUUAAGAAGAAUGCUUGCUGCUGAUCCAACUGAUGCGGUGUUGGAUUUGCUCAAACAUGAAGAACAACUUCAACAUGUCCUCGAUGAUCCACAUAUCAGGGAUGAUUUCCUUGAACUCUUGCUUGAGAUCUUGGCAAAGGUAAUUAGUAAUAUUUCAGCAAUUAGUUAAUUAGGUAUUAAGUAAUUGGUUAAAUUUAGUUACUAAGUCAUUAGUUAAUUAGUUAGUAAAUAAUUAGUCAGAGUUAAUUAUUAAUUAAGUUAUUAGUUAAUUAGUUAUUAGGUAAUUAGUUAAAUAUAGUUACUGAUAAUUAGUUAAUUAUUAAUUAAAUAAUUAGUUAUAAUUAUUUGUUAAGUCAUUAGUUAUUAGCUUAUUAGUUAAUUAAGUAAUUAGUUAUCAGGUAAAUAUUAGUUAAAUUUAGUUACUAAUCAUUAGUUAACUAGUUAGAGUUAAUUAAUUAAUUAAUUAUUUAUUAAGUUAUUAGUUAAUUAGUUAUAAUUAAUUAUUAAGUCAUUAGUAUUAGUUAAUUAGUAAUUAGUUAUUUAGUCGCUAGUUAAUUAGUUAUUUUGCAGUCAGUUAACUAGUUAUUCCUUAAUUAUUAGAUAUAUGUUGUAUAUUUUACCCCAUUUUGACUGUGCUGGAAUUCCUGCUGUGUGGAAUUGCAAAGUUCAUUUUAAAAUCAUUAGUGUAACUUAUUUUCUAAAACUUUGUUAUCUUUCCUGUUUGUCAAGAUUUUCGAGUUUGUUUGAUAUGCAAAAUGUGACUUAAAUGAAGUCACACUGCAUAAUGAAUUUUUAGAAAGAAAACGUUUCCUUGUCAAACAUGUGAUAAUCCCACUGACAUUGAAAGUUAUAUACUUUAAGAACUAUCAACGCUAUCUUUUCGUGUGCAAAUUUGAGUUAAUGACAAUUUUAUCAAGCUAAAAACAGUCUUCUGUAAAAUACAUUAUGCAGUGUGACGUCAUUUAAGUCAUAUUUGCAUGCCAAACAAAGUCCAAUAUCUUGAUAUACAGGAAAUCUAACAAACUUUUAGAAAAACUUACAUUAUGAUUUUAAAUGAACUUUGCAAUUCAAUCAUAAAAAAAUCUUGCAUAGGCACUUUAAUUACGGUUCCAAAUCAUCCAGUCUCAUAUGAACAAAGUCUUAACUCUCGACUUUUGUUCCUCAGGUGUAUGAUACCCACAUGAAAGAGAAUUUGAUGAAGAUUAUGGCGCUGUUUCCAAACACUGUGUUUCUCCGUGCACCUCUGUCACGCUAUAUCAUGCAGCUACCAAUGAAGAGAAGAAACACACCAGAAAAACACGUCAAAAACAUCAUUUUGUUCUUUGAUCAACUGCUACGAAGGUUUCCUGAUAAUUAUGCUGAGAUUCCACUGGAUUCUCUUGUUGUUGCGUCUAUGAGCCUUGAGCACAACGUGCAAAUCUCAACACAAGUACAGGUUGGUUGAGGAUUGUUACUAACCUAAGUAAUAAAGUUCAUCUCGACCCAUCUCUGCCAGUAUACAGUAGGUAGUAGCAAUAAUAAGAAACUGGGAUUGAUAAGGAGUAUAGACACCUCACCUCAAGGGUUGUUAAUCAUCCUUCCGUGUGGCUGAUUGUUGAAUUAUGAAGGGCUCAGCUCAAUAGUGACCGAUGGAAGGCUUACUAGGACGCUUUCGACUGCCUCCAUAUAUCUGAUCACUGAGCAAAGCUAAAGGUGGAAGGGAUAGUUUUUGGUGAGGGAGGAAAACCCGAAGCAAAGGAGUUAGAUAUCAGUGGACAACUUGCAUGUUAGACUAAAUUUUAAUCUAAGUAAAGGGAAGGGAAUCGAACACCACAGCUAAAAAGAACAUAAUGAAAUUAGUAAAAUUGCACAAUUUGGUUGCAAAAUGUUGUAAAGCUUGGAGUUUUUAAGCACAUCAAGUGAGAGGAGGGUAGUCAUCCAGUCACAGAAUAACAAUUCAACCAUGAGAAGUCCCACUCGACAUAUCAAAAAGCUGAUUACACUUGUUUAGCGAUCUGGAAACGAGUGCGUUGUAUAAAUUUGUAUAGCUUGGCCGCACUCGUUUCAGGUAACUAAACAAGUGCAAUGUGGAGAGUGGAGCUUCUGGUUAAAUUGUUAUUCUGUGAUCUAGUCUAAAGAAUACCCUAUCCUCCACCCGCUGUAGCAGGUUUUACCCUAACCAUUUGUGCACAUGUGCUAUCCAAUCACAACAAUGUUGACCCUUGUCUAAAUAUCUUAUCUUGUCAACCUACAGGCGCUGGUGAGCACGAGACAACGUAUUAUUGAAAAGAAAUCAAAGUCUCGUUCUAAAGGAAAGAAAGAAGAAGCAGAGGAGCCGAAACCUCCUGAUGAUUUCCGAGAAAUCUCCAUCUAUCCGACAGCCGAUGAUCUUGAAGUAGAUAAAAAAGUUUUUCUGAGAAAGAAUAUCGUCGAAGGCAAGUAUCAAGAUGUCUCGCACUACCUUGACGUGCAGUUCCGACUCCUACGCGAAGAUUUCAUCGGACCACUCCGUGAAGGCGUGAACGAAAUAGCGCAAGGAAUUGGUCGGGAUGCUCGGAAUCAAAAUCUACGAAUAUACAGAAAUGUCGAGAUUGUCGAUACAGUUUGUACAAACUCCGGUAUCGUGUACAGCGUUCGCUUUGAUGCCCGUCGUUUGCAUAGAGUCAACUGGGAGAAUUCCAGGAGAUUGAUAUUUGGCGCGUUUCUUUGCCUAUCAAAAGAUAACUUCAAAACGCUUGUAUUCGCCACCAUAACUGACCGCAAAGCAGAGCUUUUGAAAGACGGUUUCCUUCAAGUGAGAUUCCUUGGUGAUCUACCUGAUGUUCAACGUGGUGAUCACUUUCAGAUGGUCGAAUCCCCAGGCUACUACGAAUCUUAUUGUCAUAAUUUGCAAGGAUUGCAAGAGUUGGCUGAUGACAAGAUGCCAUUCAGUAGAUAUUUGGUGAACUGUGAAACAAAUGUCCAUGCACCAAAAUAUGUUGCUCAGCAUUCUGAUCACCAGUUUGAUAUUGAUGGGUAUGAAGUAGCUGACAGACCACCAUCAUCAUCGCCGAGGUUUGUUAUAUAUCCUGUUGCCUGCAUGAUGAAAUUACUUAACUCUGAUUUGUUUUAACCACAAGUUUAUGUGUGUGAAUGUUUGCUACGAAUCCGUAGGUAUAAUGUGUUUAUAGUGCUCACGCCCGUAUUCUAAAAGCACACUCACACUCAAUGAGUGGAGGUUCCAUCUGAGCUUCUCUUGAGUGUUAAUGCUGUUUUUGAAUAGCUGGAGGGCUAGUGUCAUACCUUCUUACUCGGUGACUACUCACCCUCCAGCUAUUCAAAAACAGCAUUGACACUCAAAAGAAGCUCAGAUUGAACCUCCACUCAUUGAGUGUGAGUGCGAGUGAGCUUUUAGAAUACGCCCGUAAGUGUUAUGCUUGUUAUGAUUUUUAACUAUUUUCAAACAAUUUUUCAAGGUACGAUCUUCAGGAAGUGUUAAAAGCCAAAGUGGACGCGCGUCGUGUCAGAAUCCUGGACCCGACAACUUGGCCAAAAGUUGAUGACGUUGAAUUGAACCAAUCACAGCUCGAAGCGAUUCAAGCGGCGCUGACCAAAGAAUUCGUGGUCAUCCAAGGCCCGCCGGGGACUGGGAAGACCUACGUUGGAUUGAAGAUUGUUCAAGCUUUGUUAAAGAAUCAACAAUUUUGGCGUGAGCGACAGGUGGAAGGCGCAGUCAUUGAUCGGCGUCUCGGAGUGGAGGUGAAUUUAAGAAUUAACUCUCCCAUGCUUGUUGUUUGUUACACAAACCAUGCCUUGGAUCAAUUUCUUGAAGGUAAGUGGGGCAUUGAAUCAGUUAAGUCGUCCAACAUGUUGCUCCAACAUUAUCCAACAUUGUUGGUUCUGUUCGAACACUGUAGUUGAUGUUGGCUAAUGCUGGAAGAUGAAAAAGUUUGACUUUCAAAAUUUUCAUUAGUAGUCAAAAUUUUGAUUAGGUAGUAUUCUACAAUAAGCUGUCGUCGUUUGUGUCUGAAGUACCUGAAAAAGAUAUCUCGAACGUGGUGGUCCAGUGUAGAUAGUAUUUUACAAUAAGCUGCCGUGGUUUGUGUGUGAACUACCUGAAAAAGAUAUCUCAAACAUGAUGGUCCACUGUAUAGGUAGUAUUCUACAAUAAGCUGUCGUGGUUUGUGUCUGAACUACCUGAAAAAGAUAUCUCUCAAAACGUAAUGGUCCAGUGUAGGUAGUAUUGUACAAAAAGCUGUCAUGGUUUGUGUCUGAACUACCUGAAAAAGAUAUCUCAAACAUAGUGGUCCAGUGAAUAGGUAGUAUUCUACAAUAAGCUGUCGUGGUUUGUGUCUGAACUACUGGAAAAGAUUAAGUACUCUUCGAAAUUUUGACAAAUGUCAUUAUAGUUUGUGCAUGUUUUUUUGCAGGUAUCCUCAGAUUCAAUGAAGACGGUAUCGUCCGUGUUGGUGGUCGUAGUGACAGCGAACUGUUGAAGGAAUACAAUCUAUGGAAUAAGGCAAGGCGUACUGUUGCUUGGUACAAUGCACAAGAUCUGCUUAGAGUCAUUACGGCCACUAUAGAUGGAGAGAAGAAAUGUCUUGAGAAGGCUCACUACCUGAAUCUUGAGCUUGAAGAUUUGCAUUCUGUCAUAGACGAAAGAGAGAUGAAUCAGAUGUUGCCUUAUGUAUAUGUUGCAGAAUUUUAUGGUACUACUGUACUUCGUGCUUGGCUGAAUAUGGUACCCUUGCCUUUCUAUGCCCAUGAGAAUCCUGGGGGUGUGGAGGGUGAUGUAGGGCUGGAAGGGGAUGAUGGUGAAUUGGAAGGGGAUGAUAAUGGAUCGGAGGAUGGGCAUGAUGAUGGAUCAGAGGAGAAUGAUGAGGGAUUGGAGGAGAAUGAUAUGGAUCAGUUAGGAUCCGAAGGAGUAGCAGAAGAUGAAGGAAACAACGAAGAAGCGACAGUAGACGUGGAAAAAGACGCAGAACGUUUACAAAAUGAGCGGAAACUCGGAGACGACUUUGCUGCUAUUGAACGAGCUGAGGAUGAAGCUAAGAGAGGCAUGACACAAGAUUAUCUCAAUUUUGUCAACCUGAGAGCAAGAAUAGCCGAGCUUGAAGAAGAACAAGGGGAACAGUUUGCCCCACCAGAUCUGAGUCUGUGGCAGCUGGAUUUUAACACACGUCAACAGUUGUACCAACAUUGGGUGAGGCGCUACCAGGAUGCACACGCAAGAACAUUGGAAGAAUUGUACCAAGGAUACGAAGUUGUUUGUGAACAAAUGAAAGAAAUUAAACACGGACAGGAAGAAGACGCCUUACGCCGUGCCACUGUGAUUGGUAUGACAACAACUGGUGCAGCAAAAUAUAGAAAUGUCCUGCAAAAGAUCCAACCGAAAAUCGUUGUCGUUGAAGAAGCGGCUGAGGUGCUGGAAGCUCAUAUCGUAACGGCGUUGUCUCAAGGAGCCGAGCAUUUGAUCUUGAUUGGCGAUCACAAACAGUUGAAACCAAAUCCGAGUGUUUAUACCUUAGCAAAGCAGUACAACCUUGAAGUAUCUUUGUUUGAACGGAUGGUUAGAAAUGGAAUGAAAUGUCACACCUUGGACACCCAGCAUCGUAUGAGACCUGAAAUCGCUCGCCUGAUGAAGUUCAUUUAUGAUGAUCUCAAGAACCACACCAGCGUCGAAAGUUUUGAAGAUAUUUUGGGUGUUGCGAAGAAUAUUUUCUUCAUUGAUCACCAACAACCGGAGAAAAGUGAUGACGAGUUGAAAAGUCACUCAAACGAACACGAAGCGAAAUACAUCGUGGCAUUAUGUCGGUAUCUGUCACGUCAAGGUUACGAUAACUCCAAGAUUACUGUUCUUACGACCUACACCGGACAGUUGUUGCAGUUAAAGCGCUUGAUGCCCAAGACACAGUUCCAGGGAGUUCGGUUGUGCACCGUGGAUAACUUCCAAGGGGAGGAGAAUGAUAUCAUUCUGUUAUCUCUAGUCCGUAGCAACGAGGAGAACAAGAUUGGAUUUCUAGGAAUUUCAAACCGUAUCUGUGUCUCAUUAUCUCGGGCACGUAUGGGAUUCUACUGUAUUGGUAAUAUCACAAUGUUGGCUGGCAAGAGUGAACUGUGGCAGAAGAUUAAAACUGAUCUUGAGCACCAGCAAGCCAUAGGACCUGCUCUACCAACCUACUGUCAGAAUCACAAGAACACCAAAGUCGAGAUGGUUACUGCACAAGAUUUUAAAAAGGCUCCAGAAGGCGGCUGUACCCUCCCGUGUGAUUUCCGCCUGGAUUGCGGGCAUAAAUGUGAGAUGGUGUGCCACCCUGUAGAUCGUGAGCAUAGGGAGUACGUAUGCAGCAAACCCUGUACCAAGGAAGUAUGUUCCCUACAACAUCGCUGUACAAAAAUAUGUCAUCAUGGAGAACCCUGUGGACCUUGCCAAAAGCAAGUUACCAAAACCCUCCAGAAGUGUGGUCAUCUGGUAUCCAUGCCAUGUAGCGAUGAUGUCGAUUCUUUCAAGUGCACCCGACCAUGUGAAAGAAAGCUAGAAUGUGGUCAUCCAUGUCGCAGUCGCUGUGGUGAUGAAUGCAGUGCGAAGAAAUGCAAAGAGAAAGUCGAGAAGACCUUCCCAUGUGGCCAUAAAAAAGCCAUUUCAUGCUCCACUCCGACUGAAAACUACAAAUGUGAAGUUCCUUGUGGAAGCGUCUUAGAGUGUGGUCACACGUGCCAAGGAAAUUGCUACGAUUGUAAACAAGGAAGGAUACACGUGACUUGUCAAAAUCCAUGCGGGCGUACCUUGAUUUGUUCCCAUCCCUGUAAGGAACCUUGCACCAAGGAUUGUCCCCCCUGUCAGCGAGACUGCGAAAACCGUUGUGUCCACAGCGCAUGUCGUAAAAAGUGUGGGGAAUCCUGUGCUCCAUGUCAAGAGCCGUGUACGUGGGAAUGCCAACACAAGAAAGGUAAGAAGACUUGCUGGAAGACUUGCUCGGAGAUUUGUGAUCGUAAGCGAUGCAACGUGAAUUGCCGUGUAAUAUUGCCAUGUAGCAAGGGCAAACAUAAACACAGAUGUGUUGGUCUGUGUGGCGAGAAAUGCCCACGACUCUGUCGUUACUGCAAUAGAAAAGAGCUCACUGAAAUCUUCUUUGGAACUGAAGAUACUCCCGGUGCAAGAUUUAUUGAACUCUUGGAUUGUGGCCAUGUGUUCGAAGUAGAAGCUCUCGACCAGUGGAUGGCACUUGAAGAGGAAGAUGCGAGCAACGUUCAACUGAAGACUUGCCCGAAGUGUAAAACCCCGAUAAGAAAGAGUCUUCGUUAUGGCAACGUGAUCAAGAAGGUUCUGCACGAUAUCGAAACCAUCAAGGAGAGAGUUAGGCAAAAUGGCGAAGACGGCAGGAAAAAGACGGCGGAAUUGAAUAGCAAGUUGAGUGAAUUACGUUCGAAGUAUCCGCUGGUUAUGAAAGCAAUCGAUGGUAACGAGGAAAUUAUCGAAAGCACCAGAAGACGUUACUUGCGUAUGGCGCAUUUACAACAGACGCAUUUGCCACAGACGAAUUCAUUGUACUCCACUAUAGUAUCCAAAAUUGACUCCAGCAACAAUCAAGAACUGGACAUCCUCAUAUGUCAAAUGCAACUCCUACCCUCUAUCUAUGAAAUUAAAACGAAGUUCUUGGAACGCAUGCAAAGCAGUGCAGAACAUGAUCAACUUCGCCAAGAGUUGACAGAGUUGGAAACGUCGCUGAUGAACCGCACGAAAUUUACCAACCAACUGAUGUCGGAUAUUGAUCAAGAAAUCCAACGCAUUGCUCUGGCUUGUAAGUUGAAAAUUGUCCAACAAGAUAUCGUCAAAGAAGGGAAGUCUGUUCCACAUGAGAUGCAGUUAAAGAUCGAUGCUAUCUCAGCGCUGUUUGAAUCCACGAGUAAGAUCAAGGAUGAAGUGCGAGAAACCGCCAUCAAAGAUUUGGAUCAGAUUUGUAAAGAUCUGGAUCUAGGAGCCGUUACCGCAAAGGAAAGAGCUGAAAUUGUGAAAGCUAUUGGUUUAACCAAAGGUCAUUGGUUUAAAUGUCGUAACGGUCAUAUUUACGCUAUUGGGGACUGUGGUGGGGCAAUGGAGAGGGGUGAAUGCCCGGAGUGUCAUGAAAUUAUAGGAGGGGCAAAUCACGCGCUAGCAGUGGGUAACGAGCUUGCCCCUGAGAUGGACGGUGCGGCUCACCCAGCUUGGUCGAAUCAAACAAAUCUCGGGAAUUAUGACCAAGAUGAACUAAGACGACUACAGUUCUUUUAAAGAACGCGAGAUGAGGUACUAUAUG
This is a messenger RNA of Paramuricea clavata, 19426 nucleotides long. NCBI's taxonomy places the organism in Eukaryota, Metazoa, Cnidaria, Anthozoa, Malacalcyonacea, Plexauridae. The record is from the annotation of a GenBank genome assembly.